GGUACUGAAGAUUGAUCCCUAAAAUUGUCUUUGCGUUUGCUUUCAGCCUGAGUAUCUAUUUGUUUUAAAUAGUUUUAUUAAAAAUUACAAGAAAACUGUUGUAGAUGUGUGAAUUUCUCUUAUAAGCUUAUAAUUUUGAAGUGUAUUUAUUUAUUUCAAACAUGCUUCCAUCAACAGGCUAUUUUAAUGGCAUAAACUGUCCGUUCUACAAUACAGGUUUAUGUGAUCGGCCCUAUUGCCAUUUUCGUCACGUUAGAAAAGAAGCACAAAAUAUAAACGGUGAUGGCGUUGUACAUGGAGAGAAACUGCAAAAACUAGUUUCAGCAGCAGUCCAAAAAGUUCUGAAACAAACCGAGUGUAAAGCUACGUCGUCCUCUAAAGACAACCCAAAUACUAACCAGUUAACGCAUAGUAAAGCGACAUAUAACCCAACACCAAUAUCAGAAUUAAAUAAAAAUAAUAGUGAAUCAGAAACACAAGAGAAUUCGGAUCAAAGACGCAGACAUAUUCCAGUUCCUUAUACACCUCGAAAGCCCUCUUCUUUGCAAAUAAAAAGGCCUGUAGACACUCUUGGUUCAAAGCUUUAUGUUGCACCUGUUCAAUAUACACCAGGUGCUGAGAGUGCGCAGCUUGAUACCUAUUCACCAAUUGGCUCUGUAAAAGAGUCAAAUGAGAAAUAUAAACCGGGCACAGAGACUAAAAUACAAGAAUAUACAAUAAGUGGAUCACAAAGUUCUAGUAUGAACUAUGUCCCAUCUGAUAAAUAUACCAGUAAGAAAAGAAUUAUUGAGUAUAAACCAGCAGUUGUUUCUAAAAAGGUUGAUUUUCCAAGUGUUAAAUACCAGCCUACACCUAAGAACUUAGUUCCCUGUUUUUCAAGUGAUGAGGAUGAGCCACCAACAAAAAAACAAAAGACAUCAAAUGAUCUGAAUGGUUUUGAUGAUUUGGGUCCAGAGUUUGAUAUCCUAGAUCAGAUAUUGGAUGAUGAAGAAAUUGAAAACGAAGAAAUGAGAGCAGAUCAAUUGCUAACUAAAAAAGAGGAAGUUGUAAAAUUAGAACAACUUGAAAAAAAAUGUGAUAAAGUUCAACCCAAAAGUGAUAAAGAAUAUUCAGAGUCUGAAGCAGAUAGAAAGAAAGAAAGUGUUAAAAAACAAUUACAUGAAAAAGAUAGUAAAGAUUCUAUAGCUGAGAAUUGUAAAAAACAUAAAGAUCAUGAAAAGACAAGGUCCCAGUCAAGCAGUAAAAGUUCACACCGGGAACAAAAUAAGCAUUCAAAAGACCCUGAUCGAAAAUCAAACCAUAAAAGUAGUAAAACAGAUAAAACAAAAGAAAGUUCUAAUAAAUAUGAUAAAAAAUCACACUCAAGUUCAAAAGUUACAGAUCAUCAUUCUAAGUCAUCUGACUCAAAAAAAAAUACAUCAUCACAUACAACUAGAGAUUCAAAGAGCUCAAAAACUAGAAAAGAAGACAAAAAGAAAAAACAUGAUACUCACAGUAAAUCUCAUAAAAAAACAAAACAUGAGAAGAAAAAGAAAGAAGAUAAUAAAUCAGAAACCAUUUCUGAUUGUGAUCAGAAUAUGUCUGAUAAUAUGGAAUUACAGGAUGAAGAAUUACUAUCAGAGCUUGAUGACGAAGAUAUAGCUGAAGAAUGCAAGCGAAUUUUUGAAGAAUAUGUACCAGAACCCAAAGCAAAAAUUCCCGAAGAGAAUACCAAUACCCAGGAAAUUGCAUCUGACGAAGAAUAUAUUCCUACAAAAAAGAGGAUAUCACGUGCAAUUGACAAAGAUAUUAAAGUAAUACCUAAACCUACUGUAAAACCCAAUUUCAAAGUCAGUGCAGCUCAAGCAAUGGCAGAACGAUUGGUUAAAAUUAAACAGUUUCAUGCAAACAAAAAUAUUGCAGAGCAAACCCCAACAAUAAGUAAUACUGUAAAAACAGAAAGCUCGAAAUUGUUAUCUGGACCAGGAAACACCAAGAUUCGCAUAGCCCAUGUACCAUAUGCUUCUACAAUGUUAACCGCAAAGAGAUCAAUUUCUACUGUUAAUACUAUUAGAAAUGAACCAUCAACAAGCAUACCAUCAACAAGUAUGCCAUCUACAACAAUACAGACUGUAAAAAAAGGAUCACAAAGAGUUGCACAUGUACCAAAUGACAAAUUUAUUGAUAGGCCAGGUGUAUUGGAACCUUUGGGGUCAAAAAUUCCAGCAAAUAUCAGAUCCACCUAUUUAAAUUUAAUGAUAGACCAAUGUUUGAAGAUUUAUUCAUCACCAACUGAUGCCUAUGCAAGAGCACAGCAUGAAGAGUUAACAACUAGUAAGAAAUGCAACACAGUACCAAUUUAUAAAAAUUCAUCUGUGUUAGCUAUAAGUAGGUUAAAAAAAGAACUACAGGAGUGUAAUGGUGUUAAGAAGUCUGGGCCCGAUUGCUCCGCUGCACUCAAAACCCCUAAUAGUAAUACUGGCGCUGUGAGUGGUUCAUGGAGUAUUGAAAACAGAGGCAAGAAAAAUUAUGAUGACUGUAAACAGUAUUCUGGUGCAAAAUUCUAUAAUAAUAUAAAGAAAUGGAUUUUGAAUGAAGAUGAUUUACAGAACAAUGGCUUUCCAAGGGUCCAUAGUUCAGGAGAAAAGGGCAGGGCUAUUAUAUAUGGACAAAAUAAGCAAACACCUCCCAAAGGCUUCAUCAGAACUUGUUGUAGGUGUAAGAAAGAAUAUACUAUUGAUAAGAAAGGUUUUCCUUCUAUUAAAGAAGACUGUAUAUAUCAUCCAAACAAAAAAUAUAGGUAUCGAGGUGAAGUUAAAUACCAAUGUUGCAGCCAAGAUGGCACUUCAGACGGAUGCUGUAUAGCUUCCACUCAUGUAUAUGAAUACACAGAUUUUGAUAAUCUUAAAGGCUAUAUAAAAACGAUGCCUCCAGAGCGAGAAAUGGAGGACUAUGGCGUUUAUGCUUUAGACUGUGAAAUGUGUUACACAACACAUGGCUUAGAUUUGACAAGGGUAACAGUAAUUAAUUCAGAGUGUAAGGUGAUUUACGAAACCCUUAUAAAGCCUUUACAUCCAAUAGUAGACUAUAAUACUCGAUAUUCGGGAAUAACUGAAGAACAAAUGAUGAAUGUGAGAACAACACUACUUGAAGUGCAGGCCACUUUAUUAGCUAUGUUUAACAGUAGAACAAUAUUAAUAGGGCACAGCUUGGAAUCAGAUUUUAAGGCUCUAAAAUUAAUUCACGAUACUGUCAUAGAUACUAGUGUGUUAUUCCCUCAUAAAAUGGGUCCUCCUUAUAAGAGAGCCUUAAGAAAUUUAUCAUCUGAAUAUUUAAAGAAAAUAAUUCAAAAUUCUGUUGACGGCCAUGACAGUGCGGAAGAUGCAACAGUCUGUAUGCAGCUUAUACAUUAUAAACUAAGAGAAGAUCUUAAAACCAGGUGAUAAUUGCACACAUUAAAGUAUUAUUAUUAUAAUUAAUAAUAAUAGUCUAUUAGUUAAAUAGACUUAGGGUUAAUAUUAAAAAAAAAGAACUGAUUAUCAAUAAUUUUAAAUAUGUAUUUAUAUUUCAUUACUCUUUAGUUUAACUUUUUCAUAUUCAUAAGUUAUUAUUAUGUUUUUUAUUAAAGCAAUAAUAUUCAUAAAAAUAUCGAUGUACCAUACCAUACCUGUCAAGAAAAUGUUAAAUAUAGCCUUCAAUUUUAGAUAAUUUAUACAUCUAUAAUCUAAAUAAAGCCUCUUAUUCUUAGAAAACAGGCCAUUUUGGUUACAUUACUUUAGGUGUGUGACUUGUCAUAUACACUCACAAUAUUUAUGUCACUUUAGUAUGUGUGUGUUGUUGAAAAUAGAGGUUAACAGUUCACCUUUUUUUUGACAUGUUCACAGCUGUCACAGUCUAUCUAGAUUCUGGAUAUAGGUAUAAAUUAUCUAAGCUUACCAUUUAGCCGUCCAAAGAUGUUGUUUUAUCAUAAUUUUAUUCUAUAGUAACUAAUUCAAAAUAUUAUUAAAUGCUUAGGAACACCAGAUAUCCACCAUUUUUUGGCUUAACAAAUACUGUAUCAUAAUAUAUAUGCCUAGUUCUAAGCAUAGAUUUUUAAAGAUGUAAAAGCAAUGUUUUAGAGGUUUUCACUAAUUUAAUAAAUAUUUUUUUUU
Messenger RNA from Leptidea sinapis, 4130 nucleotides. RefSeq names its product RNA exonuclease 1 homolog. Bases 162 to 3422 code for a protein of 1086 amino acids. The record is from RefSeq and is a predicted model, not a curated record. The transcript has a single exon. Lineage: Eukaryota; Metazoa; Arthropoda; Insecta; Lepidoptera; Pieridae. Gene Ontology annotation, molecular function: exonuclease activity; nucleic acid binding. Gene Ontology annotation, cellular component: nucleus.